Salvia hispanica is the source of this 920-nucleotide messenger RNA. RefSeq names its product guanine nucleotide-binding protein subunit gamma 3. NCBI's taxonomy places the organism in Eukaryota, Viridiplantae, Streptophyta, Magnoliopsida, Lamiales, Lamiaceae. The record is from RefSeq and is a predicted model, not a curated record.
GUAGCUAAGCUAUGCUUAACUUGAGCAGCUGCAGCAUCCCAUUAUUGCCCACUUUUCACCCCAAUUGAUUGUGCAUGUAUCUACAUAGGCUGCUCCUAGCUUACCUUCUGAGUUCUGACCAUAGUUGUUGCGCCACAGAACUUUUUUUGGGGCCCUCUAAUUAUACCUAUUACUCAGUCUCUGCCCCCUUCAGUCUAAUUAUUUCACUUGUCUCGUAACUUUUCAUUUUCCCCAUUCCCCUCUCUCUCUCUCUCCUCUAUGGUUUCGUAAAUGUCUGAUUUCAAGGCUAACGGUUCGGCGCCGCCGUCUCUGCCGCCGCCGCAGCCGAGGUCGCCGCCGCAUUUGUACGGGAAGCGGAGGGAGGGAGCCAGGGCUCAGAUGCUCGAGAGGGAGAUUGGCUUUUUAGACGAAGAAUUGAAAUCGCUUGAGAGCAUUCCACCGGCUUCAAGAUCCUGUAAAGAGGUCGCUGAAUUCGUGACAGGAAAUGUCGACCCUCUCAUACCUACGAUUAAGAAGACUCGUAAAUCAUGGCGUUUCUGGAAAUGGUUCUGUGGAGCGUGCUGCUUCGACUUUUCAUGGAUUUGCUGCUGUGGUUGCUCGUGUGAUCUCAGUAUGCCGCGGUGCUGCGACUGUAUGACGUGUAAUUCCUGCAGCAACCCAUGUCGGAACUGCGGAAUACCGGCAUGCUGGUGCUUCCCCUGCAUUAGUAGCAAAUGCUUUAAGAAGUGGAAAUGCAGCCUGAAUUGCUGCUGCUGCCUGCCUAAGCGGCCUUGCUGCCCAACCUGCUCUUGCACAAGGUGUACAUGUCAUCCUAAAUGUCCCAACCUAAAAAAUAUGUGUUCAUGUUGUAACAAAAGCUGCUGCUUCCCUUGCUACUACUGUAUGUAAUUUUUUAUGAAUAUAUUCUUGUCUUUUACUCA